This is a messenger RNA of Nerophis ophidion (straightnose pipefish), 1452 nucleotides long. RefSeq names its product transcription factor AP-2 delta (activating enhancer binding protein 2 delta) (gene tfap2d). NCBI's taxonomy places the organism in Eukaryota, Metazoa, Chordata, Actinopteri, Syngnathiformes, Syngnathidae. Gene Ontology annotation, biological process: regulation of transcription by RNA polymerase II; regulation of cell population proliferation; anatomical structure development. Gene Ontology annotation, molecular function: DNA-binding transcription factor activity, RNA polymerase II-specific; RNA polymerase II transcription regulatory region sequence-specific DNA binding. Bases 1 to 1392 code for a protein of 463 amino acids. The transcript is spliced from 7 exons. The record is from RefSeq and is a predicted model, not a curated record. Gene Ontology annotation, cellular component: nucleus.
AUGAUGUUAAAUGACACGCUUCCUGCAGCCAACUCUUCGUCGUUCUUAUCCCCGCAGUUACGUCACGACGGAUCAAACAGCUACCGGCUCAUGCAGCUCGGGUGCCUGGAGUCCGUGGCCAACUCCUCGGUCGCCUACUCCUCCUCCUCCCCGCUCACCUACCCGGCGCCGGCGGGCACGGAGUUCGCGUCUCCGUACUUCUCGGCCAACCACCAGUACACGCCCCUGCACCACCAGUCCUUCCACUAUGAGUUCCAGCACUCGCACCCGGCCGUGGCCCCGGAGGCCUACGGGCUCAACUCGCUGCACUCGGGCCAGUACUACCAGCAGAUCCACCACGGAGAGCCCGCGGACUUCAUCAACCUGCACAGCGCGCGUUCGGCGCUCAAGUCGUCGUGCUUGGACGAGCAGCAGCGGCGGGAGCUGGGCUGCCUCGACGCCUACCGCCGCCACGACUUGUCGCUCAUGACGUCACACGGCUCGCAGGCCUACGGCGUCGGGAUGCACCACGCCGACCAGAGACUGCUGCCGGCGGCCGGCCUGGGCCUCCCUUCUGCCGCGGACGAUCUGCAGGGCUCCGUGGAAGCGCAGUGUGGGCUCAUGCUCAACGGCCAGGGGGGCGUCAUCCGCAGAGGGGGAACGUGUGUGGUGAACCCGACAGAUCUGUUCUGCUCGGUACCGGGUCGACUGUCACUGCUCAGCUCCACCUCCAAGUACAAAGUCACCAUCGCCGAGGUGAAGAGACGACUGUCACCGCCGGAGUGCCUCAACGCCUCACUGCUGGGUGGAAUACUGCGCAGAGCCAAGUCAAAGAACGGCGGCCGGUGUCUUCGGGAGAAAUUAGACCGCCUCGGCCUCAACCUGCCGGCGGGGCGGAGAAAAGCUGCCAAUGUCACGCUGCUGACCUCCCUGGUGGAGGGAGAGGCGCUCCACCUGGCAAGAGACUUUGGCUACACCUGCGAGACAGAAUUUCCCAGCAAGGCGGUCGGCGAGCAUUUGGCCCGGCAGCACAAUGAGUCGAAAGAAAACAACGCGCGGAAGAAAAUGGUUCUGGCUACAAAGCAAAUCUGUAAGGAAUUCCAAGACUUAUUGAGUCAAGAUCGUUCUCCUCUGGGAUCCUCCAGACCAACACCUAUCCUGGACUUGGACAUCCAGAGACACCUCACACAUUUCAGUCUCAUCACUCACGGUUUCGGCACACCGGCUGUUUGUGCCGCUCUCAGCACUUUCCAGACAGUCCUCAGCGAGAUGCUCAACUACCUGGACAAAAGCUCCAGCGGGAAAACAAGCGGACCCAACGACCAGCAGAUCAACGGCAGCUCGGAAAAGUCGCAGCUCCGCAAGGCAGCCGAGCCUCAGAGCAAAGACGGCAAAACUGAAAAGACGGAGUAGUCCCGUCCACUUUGGGCCCCCCUCCCCCGUGCCUUGGAGCUGUGUGUGUGUGGGUGUGUG